Molecule: messenger RNA, 948 nt
Organism: Terrapene triunguis (Three-toed box turtle)
Lineage: Eukaryota; Metazoa; Chordata; Testudines; Emydidae
Product: olfactory receptor 52R1-like
Exons: 1
Coding region: 1-948 (315 amino acids)
Biological process (GO): G protein-coupled receptor signaling pathway
Cellular component (GO): membrane
Molecular function (GO): olfactory receptor activity; G protein-coupled receptor activity
Source: RefSeq, a predicted model, not a curated record
AUGUCAGAUUCCAACACAACUGACUUCACCAACCCCUCCACCUUCAUCCUGAUGGGCAUUCCUGGCCUGGAGGCAGCCCACGUCUGGAUCUCCAUCCCCUUCUGCGUCAUGUACGCCAUAGCCAUCCUGGGUAACUUCACCAUCCUGUUCAUUGUGAAGAUGGAGAAGAGCCUCCAUGGGCCCAUGUACUAUUUCCUCUGCAUGCUGGCCGUCACCGACUUGGUCAUAUCUACGUCCAUCCUGCCCAAAAUGCUGAGCAUCUUCUGGUUCAAUUCCAGAGAGAUCAAUUUCAGUGCUUGCCUCAUCCAGCUGUAUGUCUUUCACUGCUUCUCAGGGAUGGAGUCUGGGAUCUUCGUGGCCAUGGCUUUGGAUCGCUACGUGGCCAUCUGUGAUCCCCUAAGACAUGCAACCACUCUGACAAACCCCGUGGUGGCUAAGAUUGGCCUGGCCUUAGUGCUGCGCGGUGGGAUACUCGUAUUGCCCUAUCCCCUCUUGUUGAGGCAGUGGCCAUAUUGCAGAACCAACGUCAUCCCUCAGCCGUACUGCGCCCACAUGGCCGUGGUGAAGCUGGCCUGCGCUGACAUCCGUGUCAGUAGUUACUACGGACUCUUUGUUCAGUUCUGUGUGAUGGGUCUGGAUGUGAUUUUUAUUGUCAUGUCGUAUACCCAGAUCCUCAGGGUCAUCUUCAGCCUUCCCACAAAGGACGCCCGUCUCAAGACUUUUGGGACUUGCACCUCACACCUCUGUGCCAUCUUAGUCUUUUACAUCCCAAGCCUCUUCUUCUCUCUCACUUACCGAUUUCACCAGAAUGUGCCCCGGCAUUUCCAUGUUCUCAUUACCAAUGUGUACUACUUGAUGCCCCCCACGCUAAACCCCCUCAUCUAUGGUAUGAGGACCAAACAGAUCCGGGGCAGGCUGCUCCGGAUCUUUACUCAUAAAGGCACCUAA